AUGAUGUUUCUCACACAAUCUUCAAUCUUACUGGCACUCACAGCAAGCGCGUUCGCGCACGGCACAUGCCCUCCAGACGUCUACGUCGUUGAGCCGAGCAAGGGCAAAGGGCUGGGUGUCUUUGCGCUGCAUGACCUUGAAAUCGGCGACAUCGUCAUGCGAGAAGCACCAAUACUAAAGAUCAAUCCGCCAGACUACGUCAGGGGCUCUGGAUAUCCCAUGGCCCAGGUCACAGAGCUCGUUCGAAAGGAGUUUGAGACACUCUCCGCAGACGCACAAGCUGAAGUCAUGUCCCUGACAUACCACGCAACCGCAGACGAAGAGGCAACUAUGGAGAAGCUCGGCAUCAUCUUCAGAACAAACGCAUACAACACCGACGAGCAAAUCGGUCUCUUCCCAAGAAUUGCCAGAAUCAACCACUCCUGCCGACCGAACACAAGCUACUACUGGGCCAAGAAGCUGAACAGGAGAGUCGUAUACGCAAGCAGGCCAAUCAAGAAAGGCGAAGAAUUUUUUGUCUCAUACAUCGGUCUUCUCUCAACGCAUGAACAGCGACAAAACCACCUCAAUCGCUACGGUUUCCAAUGCACCUGCUCCGCUUGCGCCGCCGAUCUCGCCAUCAAGCGCGCCAGCGACCGGCGGCGCCUCGAGAUCAGCAAGGCGUUCAUGGACUUCGAGCCCCAGUUGACGCUCGACGUACCCAAGUCCAAAUCAGCAAGGCGCCAAGCCCACAAAAAUGCUCAAGCAAUCUCACAGCUGGCUGAGCUUGUGGAGGAAGAGGGUCUUGCGGAUUACUACGCUAAGGCGUAUCGCAUUGCUGCAAUUAGUCAUGCGAGAGUUGAGGAGUGGCAGCCGGCGACGAUCUUUGCGAAUAAGGGGUACAGGCUCAAACAUAUGGAGGAUCCGGAAAGUGCGUUCACGGCUGAGAUGUACUCGCUCACAAGCAGCUUCAUACAGAGCUGGGAGGCUGAGUUGAAGAACCAGACAUCGAAGAAAGUAUCAAAGUAG
Molecule: messenger RNA, 1008 nt
Organism: Didymella exigua CBS 183.55
Lineage: Eukaryota; Fungi; Ascomycota; Dothideomycetes; Pleosporales; Didymellaceae
Product: SET domain-containing protein
Exons: 2
Coding region: 1-1008 (335 amino acids)
Molecular function (GO): protein binding
Source: RefSeq, a predicted model, not a curated record